This is a messenger RNA of Mesorhabditis belari, 3093 nucleotides long. The record is from the annotation of a GenBank genome assembly. NCBI's taxonomy places the organism in Eukaryota, Metazoa, Nematoda, Chromadorea, Rhabditida, Rhabditidae.
AUGAAACUGCUGGCUGCAUUCGGCCUUUUGGCCAUCGCCCUCGCUGCGUCCUCCCGUCAAUGGGAAGAACGGUCGUUCAACAAGGGAAACACCUACGAGUUCGAGUGGAAGGGACAGAUCGUCUCGGGCGUGCCCGUGAAAGGAUCCUCGUCUCAUUCCCUUCAACAAAUCCACUCAAAAGUCUUGAUCACUGUCAACGAGAAACACUCGAUCCUCCGUCUCGACAAUGUCAAGCUUACCAAUGGCCACAAGCAGCUCACCGAGCCACGCAUCAUCUCUGAGGUGUCGCUCGACGAGUCGCAAUUGACCUCCGAGCAACGCGAGCAAAUCAAGCUUCCAAUCCGCUUCCGUUACCACCAAGGAAUCAUCUCUGAGAUCGUCUUCUCGGAGGAGGAAUCCGCCUGGUCGGAGAACAUCAAGCGCUCCAUUCUCAACAUGCUCCAAGUUCAAAUGAGCCCACGCAAGACCCAAGAGGAGUACAACACCAAGACCGUCUCCAACAACAAGUUCUUCACCGUCACCGAGCGCACCCUCGAGGGUGAGUGCGAGGUCGCCUACACGAUCGUCGAAUCGGAGAAGAACCGCGAGGAGAAAGAGAUCACCAAGUCGCUCAACUUCGAGAAAUGCCCCAAGCGUAUCGAUAUCCGCUAUGGACCCCGUUACUCUGCUGAGUGCUCCAUGUGUGAGGCCACCGAUGCUCGCCCCGAAUCUCAAACUGUCAUCAACUACAAGGUUCGCGGAGAGGAUGAGGAGCGUUUCCUUAUCACCGAGGUCGAGCUCAAGUCCGAGUACGUCUUCACCCCCCUUCUCGAAGGAUCAAGAGAUGCUCGCCACCUACGUCCACCAAAAGAUGCGCCUUGUCAACAUCAAAAGGUCAUCUAUGAUCGCCGUCAACCACUCGUUGUCCGCCAAUCCGCCGUUGACGCUCUUCGCAUGCUCCGCGACCAGAUGCCCCGCAAGGAGGAACUCAUGGAGAAGAUUGUCCGCUCUGAUUCGUCGAUCUCUUCAUCCGAGAUGAUCCGCAAGAUCGCCAAGGGAUUCCGUUUCGAGGGAGUUCUCUCUGGAUACGUCUACGAGCACGUCCGCAUCGUCCCAACCACCCUUGGACUCCCACUCCAGGUCACCUCCAAGCUCCCAACCGUCGCCCACAUCAAGGCCCACAUCAAGGCCGAGAUCUCCCCGAAGAUGUCUCUCCGUGUCGAGAUGGAGCCCUCAUUCGUCUCCACCCAUGUCACCGAAAUGACCGUCUUCUCCCCCGAGAUGCACAUCGGAUCUCGUGUCUUCCACUCGAUCCAAUCAACUCUUCCAAUCCACGGACAAGUCGAGUACAACGAUGAGAAACAACAACUCAAGGCUGUCCUCCGUCUUCCCAAGGAGGAGAAACGUGUUCUCCUCGUCGAGUCUCGCCCAACCACCUUCGUCCGCUCAUUCAACAACAAGCAAGUGCCAGUUCUUGAGGAGAAGACCAUCCGUAUUCCAUCAUUCGAGAAGACCUCCGUCCACUACGAGCAAUCCUACGGAGAGGAGCACUUCGGUCUCCGCACUGAGGUCAUCGGAUCCGUCCACCGCCACGUCUUCGACAAGAAGUCCCCCGAGUCGAUCCUCUUCGGAGAGAACCACGUCCAGGUUGUCCUUGUCCCCACCGCCGAGUCCGUGAAGGAGAUCGUCCUCGAGGUUGAGCCCAAGUACACCAAGAUGGCCUCAUCCGAGUACGAGUCACCCCGCUACGAUGAGACCUUCACUGAGAAGGAGUUCGUGCUUGCUAAGGAUUGCUCUCAAGAGCCCGAGUACGCUGUGAUGAUGAAGAAAAUGGAGAAGGACUCUGAGGAGAAGAAGAUCAAGAUUGUGACUCAAGAGAAGGAAAUCGAGUGCGAGUUGAAACAAGAGAAGAUCGUUUGCAACGUUGAUGGACGCCGUGUCGAGGACGAGGAGGCUCUCUACGAUAUGGGAAUCAAGCUUAUCGGAGAAUCAUCAUGCGAGAUCACCAUCCCAAAGAUGACCAUCCGUUUCGAUGGAUACAAGGUCGAGAUCAAGGCUGACAAGCGCACCGAGAACACCCAAUGCGGACUUUGCGGACAUUUCGAUGGACGCCGCGACAACGAGUUCCGCCGUGCCGAUAACGAGGAGACUGAGGACAUCGAGGAAUUCCACCGCUCGUGGCUUCGCCGUGACAACGAAUGCGAGGUCGAGGAGUCGAAAUUGAAGGAGAAGAAGAACUACGGAGUUGAGUCUGAUGAGGAGGAACGCUACGAUUCCGAGGAAUCUUUCUGGAACCCCCGUGAGGAUUUCGAGGAGGAGAACAUGGGAGAGAAGCGAUCACGCAAAAUGCUCAAGAAGAACCUCAAGAAGCACAUCAGCCGCAAGAACAUCCGCGACGAGGAGGAGAACACCUACGAGCCCGAAAACGAGAUCGUGAUGGUUGAGCGUGAGGGAAAGACUUGCUUCUCGAUGGAGGAACAACCCAAGUGCCAGCCAGGAGAUGAGCUCAUUGAGACCGAGAACCGCAAGGUGAAAUUGGCUUGCCUUCCACGCUCGGAUCGCAGCACUCGCCGCAUUGUGAACGGCCUUAAGCGUGGAGAGGAGUCGAUCAUGGAGGAGAUCCGUUCCCUUUCAAUGUCUCUCACCGAGCGCAUCGAGUUGCCCAAACUUUGCCCCCUUUCCCAUCAACUCGAGGAAGGCUCUGGUGGUGAGGAUCCCUGUCUAUGCUUCAAAUAUUCUCUAAAAUUCACGAACCUCUCCGAUGAAUACACUUUCAAGAUCCCGGAUGGUCAAUGUGAUUUGCAUUGUCAAAUGAUUGUGAAAAACUCUCUGAAAGAAGAAGAGAAUAAAACGAUUGGAUAUCAGAUUUCAUUCAAAUUGGAGGGCGCAAAACGAGCGAUUUUACCGUGCACCCAACUGAACAUUCGACCCGUUGGCGGACAAAGGAUUAAAGUCGUUGUCGUCGAUCCGCGGGCUCCAAUCGAUGUUCCUUUCAACCAGUUUACUUUGGUGCACAAAUGGAUGAACGAGGGGUAUCAAUGGGAGAAACAUGAGCAUGAUGAAGACGAUUAUGACAUGUGGAUCACGAUUAAGCCGAAAUAUUUCGAGAAGCAA